Molecule: messenger RNA, 6848 nt
Organism: Mauremys mutica (yellowpond turtle)
Lineage: Eukaryota; Metazoa; Chordata; Testudines; Geoemydidae
Product: diacylglycerol O-acyltransferase 2-like
Exons: 8
Coding region: 1975-3060 (361 amino acids)
Biological process (GO): lipid metabolic process
Cellular component (GO): endoplasmic reticulum membrane
Source: RefSeq, a predicted model, not a curated record
GUUUAAAUCUUUACAAUGCAUGGUGUUGACUUGGUGGAAGAUGCUAAUUUGUUAAAUCUCAUCUAUAAUUACCAAGAUUAGAUGUAAUUUUGCGAAGAGGAUCAAAAUGCAAUACCUUUUCCCAACUUCUCGAGACCCCUUUUAGGAGCUAGUCUUAGCUGGAGGUUCAUCUCUAUGUACAACCUAGUCCACGGGAAGCACCGGGCUGCAAUAGCUGUGAGGCCAACACCUUGUAUUUAGAGGUGGAGACCAGUCAGUCUGUAGUGAAUAUACACUAGUGAUCGAUAAAAAUCUAGAAGCUUUACAGAAUCUCAAAUCCAAACCAGUCUGCAGCAAAUAGAGGGUAAAAAGUAACCUAGUGCUAGCUUUCUUCAGAACUAUAGAUACAAAUUCCAAGCAAUCAUUAGCAAAUGUACAGCAUGCAUACUUUCUCCUUGGUUUGUCAAGUUUCUCUCAAAUACCUAUCACACAACAGUCUAAAAUUCCUCCUCAAUGACACUUUUUUUUUUCCCAGUCCUUUUAAAAUCCAAAUAUAACUUCUGACACAAGUUGUGGUUUUGGUGCUAGAGCGGUCUCUUUUGGCAAUAGAUGUGUGCAAAGGCUUGUAUUUUUAUCAGUGCUUGGGAAUAUGACACAAAUAUUUUCUCUUUCUAUUGGUGAAUGUAGCUUUUAGCAGAAGUAAUGGUUAAAGUGGCAUCCAUUCUUCUGAAGUUAGAAUUUGCCCGUUUACAAGAUAUUUUGCCCUUUUUUAACAGCAAACGUGGAACUUCUCUUCAGUACUGAAAUUCACUCUAAUUUACAAAAGCAGAUUUUUUAGGAGGAAGGAUUCUGCAUACCUGCCACUUCCUCCAUGCUGCUGUUGUCAAUGUGGUCAGUGCCGCACUUGUGAAAACUGCGGAAAAGUGUAAGGCAGAAGAGGAAAAAUAAGCAUCCAGCUAGGUACUCAGAUUGCCUAAACAACCAGCAACAGCUGAAUACCUAGCCGAGCACAGCCGAGAGCGAGAACAUCCAGUGGCAACCUCAUAUAGUGCCUGACCCAGAACAUCUUACCCCAACUCUGUAGCACUUAACAUAGCAUUGCCUGGAACCUCCUUCAAUAACUAUAUAUUAUACCUAGGAGUCCACUCCAGCACCCAGAAGGCAGUAGAAAGAUUCCUAUUGAUUUCAGUGUGAGUAGGAUCAGUCCUGGGAUACCACAACCCAGAAUUCUGAUUCUGGCUUCAGACUGUCUUCUUUCCGCUUCUGUGGUUCUGGUCUGAUUUCCAGUAAGCCUUGGAAGAGAUGGGUGACAGGAAAAGCGUUCAGUGUGUCAAGGAUGCCUAGGACAAGGAAUCAGAUCUUCUACGUCAAGGUAUAAUCUCUGCUACAGUGAGCAGGAAGGAGUCUUUCCCCUGUGAAGCCUUGACCAAUUUGCCAGGUGCAUCGUAGAAGGGAGUGAGGCAGUUGUGCUGCCUUGAAUAUAUUGGCUAUUGGCUACUGGAUUUAAAAGUCUGAGCCAGUGUGGCAAAUGCUACUUUCCUCUAACAAAUGAUGAUUUGAGUUUGACUUUUUUACAUUUUCAACUUGCCUUUAAUUAGAAUCCCACAACUAACACCUGGGCAGUAGUUUGUGACAUGCCCAGGAAAGUACCAUUCCAAGCAGGGGGGAAGACAGACUCAGGCAAGUGUCUUCUGAUGAAAAUAUCCAGCAUUGUGUACAUUUGUGUAAGUGGGUGAAGGGUGCAGGAUCCUUUAUGGAAACAGCCACCUGGGACCUUCUGCUAACUCCUCCUUUUUAAUACCACAGGGUUUUCUUCUUGCUUUUUCAAAUGAAGGACAGGGUUUGUCCACCACCCCUCCAGUGCGGGCAGUUUACCUUGGGCCAGACAGUGGCGCUUCAAAGCAGUUGGACACACAAUCAGUUUCACAGGUUGAGAUUUGCAAACCUGCUUUUUAACCUGCGGAUCCAAAGUCUGGGAGAGAACUUGUUACCAACAUGAAAACAAUUAUUGCAGCCUAUUCCCAAAAUCGUAGUGGGAGCCGUGCCAGCGUUCAGGCCGCCCUGCAUACUCUGCUCACCGUGCCCUGGCCCUCGCAGCGGGAGUUCCGAGCAUGCAUCCAGCUCCUCUCAGUUCUGCAGUGGGUCCUCAGCUUCUUGCUGAUGGGAAUCGUCGCCCUAUUUCUCCUCGUCUAUUUGGUUUUCACCAGUUUCUGGCCAGUUUCUGCUCUAUACUUUGCCUGGGUAAUCUUGGACUGGGACGCACCGGAGCAAGGUGGGAGGAGGUCGGCAUGGGUUCGAAACUGGCCUGUCUGGAAGCAUUUCCGAGAUUAUUUCCCUAUUCAGUUAGUGAAGACUCACAGCCUCCUCCCCAGUCACAAUUAUAUCAUUGGCGCACACCCCCAUGGGAUCCUCUGCGUUGGGGCCUUCUGCAACUUCAUCACUGAGUCCACUGGCUUCUCUGAGAAGUUCCCCGGCAUCAGACCCUUCCUGGCCACGCUGGCUGGCAACUUCCGGCUGCCGGUCUUCCGGGAGUACCUGAUGAGUGGGGGCCUGUGCCCUGUGACGCGCCGGGCAAUAGGGUACCUGCUCUCUCAGAAUGGCAGUGGGAACGCUGUGGCCAUCGUGAUUGGAGGUGCGGCCGAGUCGCUGUCUUGCCAGCCAGGAGUCACCACAUUAAUCCUCAAAAACCGCAAAGGCUUUGUUCGGAUGGCGCUGCAGCAUGGGGCACACCUGGUUCCUGCCUUCUCCUUUGGUGAGAACGACCUCUUCCGGCAAGUGGUUUUUGAAGAGGGCAGCUGGAUGAGGGGCAUUCAGAAGAGGUUCCAGAAGCUGGUGGGCUUUGCUCCCUGCGUCUUCUAUGGACGGGGUUUAACCUCUAUCCAUUCCCGAGGCUUCCUGCCCUACCCGAAGCCUAUCACCACUGUCAUAGGAGAACCUGUGACGGUGCCCAGGAUCCAGGAGCCUAGCCACGAGACGGUGGAUCUGUACCAUGCUAUGUACAUCCGCUCCCUGCUCAAGCUCUUCAAUGACCACAAAGCCAAGUAUGGCCUGUCGGAGGCGGACGAGCUGAGGAUCUUGUGACUGAGGUCGGAGAGAAGCCGGGGGACUUUGGGCAGCCAAGCCCUAACUCGCAAGGGCUGCCUGCUCAUGGAGGUUGGAAUGGCAGCUUACCUGGCAGGAUGGGGGCUCUCAGGGACAUACUGUUCACCCCAACUACUGCUUGCUCUCUCCCCCAGUGCCUUACUCACUUGUCCCCUUGGUGCUGCCCCAGGCUCUGCUUCUGUUUGUUCCCUCCAGAAGAUGAAGGAAGGAAGGAGGGAGCUCCUUGCUUGUCAUAUCCCCGCGUUUCCUGUGUGCUUUCUGCUCGCUCCCAUGGGCAAUGCAGUGAGUUGGCUUCCUCAACUCCCAAAGCCCCCUCAGGGAAGGGAGGAGCACAGGAAGGACAGGUGCUGGGGCUUGGAAGGGAUGGGGAGUGUGCAUGUGAGCAGAGGGACAUGGGGGAAUGUGUGUGGGGACAUUUCUCCUCUGCCCGGACCCCGCUCUCCUGGAGGGAGAUGAAUAGUAGCUUUGUGCUGCUGCUAAUGGAACAGAGAAAUGCAACCCUGCAGGCUAAACUCUGCCCAGGGCUCCAGGUCUGGCUGAGAAGGAGGGAGGGUGAGAUGGAUAGAAUGGGGGAAAAGAGGGGAGGGAGGAGAAAAAUGGAGGGAAAACCCUUGACUGUAGCGAAUGUGAAAAACAGUGUUACCAGAGGGGCCUGCAAUGCCAUGCAGGGUGUGUUGUGAGGGGCAGGGCCCUGAGACUGAGGGUCUCUGAGGAGCUGGCUGCUGACUCAACUCCUUGCCUAAGGAAAGCUGGGCAGCUAUAACUCCUUGUGGCCUUGUCUGUCCCUGGUGCCCAUGUAGAAUGGAGCCUCCUGGGAGGGUUUGUCCUUCCAUCUCUGUUUUGCUGGCUAAACGUGUCGCUCAGAAGCGGGCAUGUCAGGCUGUUUACCCCCAAGGGGACAUGUCAUCCCUGCACCGGGUUGGGGAGUUCUCCCUGUGGUGGUUAGCACAGGCAGCUUUGCCUCAGCCUUAGAAUCAGGGCAGGUUCAUGGCUUCCCUUCCCACAGUGAGGAGGGAUGGACAGUCAGGGAGUUCAUGGGAAGCUUGGUGAGACUCUGGCCAGGACGUAGCCAGGAUGCACAAGAUUUUUCCCCUUGCAUCUCCCCUUCCCAACACAUCUUGUUCUCUGCCUGAGCUGUGGCCAUCCCUGUGUUUUCCCCAUGGCCCCCGUAUGUGCCAUCCACCACUUUCUUCACUCGUGGGUCCCAGCCUCACAAUUUCUUGUCCCUGUCUGUGUGAAUUGGCAGCAGGAAAGGCCAGUGCACCUGGAGCUGCCUGUGGAGAGACACCAGGUCCCAGAACAGCAAUAGCAGAGUCUCUGGGGAGACCGCACGUGGGAGAUUGCAGUGAUUUCUGGGCACCAUGUGACCAGAAAGAGAUUGAUCCUAGGAAGGGGAUCAGAAUAGAGCAAGAAAAUCUCCCAGGAGCCUGGAGGGAAAGCCUAGCGUGCAAGUCUGCAAACCUCUGACAAGUGUGUCCCCUUUGGGAGGGCAAGAAAUUAGUUACGAGUAAAGGCAGGUGUAACUAAGAGGUUUGGAGGCAAUUGAUGAUGAGAAAAUACAGACUGUCUCUCAGGGAUAGUGAGAUUACUGAGCUUGGGUGUUGUCUCCCAAGGGAAGGGGUGUGAGCCCCAGGACAUGGGGCAUUUCAGGCUGGGUCUGACAAAACAGUAGGACUGGACUGUGCUGUAGGGGCCAAUCCCGCUUUGGCUCCAGGGCUGGAUGGGACAAUCCAAUGGGGCUUGUCCAUCGCUCACCUCAAUGAUUCUUUGUUGAAUACAUUUUUAUAAAUCUCAUACUGACAUGGCCCACGUUGUGUGAGAAGGCGGCAGUUCUGGAGGUGGGGAAGCACCAUGUGGUAGUCCAUACACCUACAUACAUGCCAAGAACAUAACCAUGCAUGUGCCUGGACAUCCCCCUCCAUACCCAGACAUGCACACAAACACACACUGCUCCUUACACACGUGAUACAUACACCCCUCCAUGCAUGAGCUCAGAGCACACACUCCUAAGGACUUUCAAAGACACUUCAUUGUUCUUUGGAGAAGGGAGGCUGCUGCAUGUAGUUCCGAGGAUUCAAUAGGAUUCAGCCCAAAGGGGUGCACUAGCCUUUCCCUGCUGAAGACAGCUCUCUUGAGCAGUGAGCCUGUGCUGGUUGAGGGGGCAGCUAGCCUGCUACUCCCACUGUACAAAUGACAAUGGGUCUAUCACAAGCUCCUGUGCAUGGAGUAUAGGGUGACCAGAUAGUAAGUGUGAAAAAUCGGGGUGGGGGGUAAUUGGCACCUAUAUAAGAAAAAGCCCCAAAUAUCAGGACUGUCCCUAUAAAAUUGGGACAUCUGGUCACUCUAAUGGAGUAGCUUAAUGGGAUGGCAGGGUUGCUCCUGUGGUCACAGAUUCUAUUGCUGGGCUCCCUUCCAAUUGCCUGGGGCCCUAUAAUUCUGCUCUGAGCUACCUCAGUGGCUCUCAGCUGUGCUCUCCUGCUGUGCUGCCAUGCCUGGAGGCCCAGAAUGGGGGGCUGUGGCACCUUAUGGGAGCACUGAGUAGAGGGUCCUGCCCUAGCUCUAAACUCUUUGUGGUGAGAAGAUUCGAAUGGUGCCAGGGGAAUAUAACUGGGUAGCUCCCCAGGCAGGAGCUUCUGCACCCAGCCCCUGGUGCUUAGCUCAGGUCCCAGGGGUUAGUGUUUUGUUUCUCAAGCCGAGUGAGUAAUGUCAGGCAGCUGGUACCAGCGUAGGGCAAUCCCAGCAUUAUGGCUGGGAUUAACCUCCCUGAGGAGCUCAACUCCAUAAAACAAAAGCUGCUCUGCUACUGCCAUCACUUGUGAGCAAAGCCUCAGCCUGAUGCCUGCUGGAGCAGCUGCUGAGGGCCUCCAAGUGGGGAAUGUCUGAAGCCACCCGCACUGCAGUAUCAGAGGCAAAGUAGUGCAUGGAUUAGCCCCGCUCGUGGUACAUGCUGGUACUAAACCCUGGAGGAUGCAGAUCAGGGGCACAGCACAGCCAGGCACUGCUUUCCACGAAGUCUGUGAGGAAACAGGGCUGAAACAAUGGUAAUAAUUUCCUCCAUUUCCAAAGCUCCCAAAGCAAUUUGCAUGUCCACAGCCCCACUGAAAUUCAGCACCUCUGAGGUGGAGACAUCAUCAGCACCUGGUGCAGAGCACCCUGCACAGGAGUGAGAGAACCAGGCCAAGAAUAAACAGCUAGGAAACUUGUUUCUGGCCUUAGAGAGUAUUCAGGGGUAGAGGGCUGCUUCUGCACCUGACCCCCCAGCCUCUGCAAGCAGAGAAGGUGAUGGCACAAGACCCAUCCCUUAGCUUAAAGCUUUUGCUUUGCUGUAGGGAAAGCUGGUGCUUGGGUAGUGCCCAGUGUUGGGCCCAGGCCAGGGGCAUCCUGGUGAGCUGUUCCCUGGGCAUAGAUGACAGCAGCUUUGAAAGCAAAGAUCACCCAUGAGGCCAGGCUGAGUCGUAUGAACACAAUCCUGUGGCGAGGACAAAACGGGUUGCUUUGCAGCUCCCCUCUCAGAUUCCCAGUGGCAGAGAUGGCCCUGCCCCAGCUCUGCUCCGCACAGAAGGCAGGCUUGGGCUCAUGAAUUCUAGAAUGUGGAAUAUCUAAUUCAUUACAACCUAGUGCAUUAGUAUCAUCCAGCAUCAUCACUGGAGCACUUUACACACUCACCUGUAUGCUCCCUUGCGGAUACCACCUUAUGCCCACACAAUUAAACAAUAGAGCUAUGCAAACAUUUCAAAAGUAAAUACUAAUAAAGGGAACAUUCUAAA